AUGAAUGCCCAGCCGCCGCAGCAGCGCCGCCGUGGCGCCCGGAGGCUGGCGCGGCAGACCGCGGGCGUGGCGGUGGUGGUCGCUGGCUGCGCGACGGGCCUCGUGGCCAUGAGUCGCCGCGUGCUGGCGGAGCCUGCGGGGGACGCCCGCGCUCUGGCCGAGGCCUCGUCCGACUCGGACUCGUGCGGCGAUCUCGAGAGCUGGGAGACCAACGGCGGCAUCGUGCUGUACAUCAUAGCGCUGGGCUAUAUCUUCGUGUCGCUCGCCAUCAUCUGCGACGACUACUUCGUGUCCGCGUUGGAGAAAAUCUCGGGCGCGCUGGCACUGUCGCCCGACGUGGCUGGGGCCACGUUCAUGGCUGCAGGCUCCUCCGCGCCCGAGCUCUUCGUGUCUCUGGCCGACAACGUGUUCAAAAAGCCGGCGGAGAGCUUGGGCGUCGGCACCAUCGUGGGCUCGGCCAUCUUCAACAUCCUCAUCAUCAUCUCGCUGUCCGGGCUGCUGGCAGGCCAAGUGCUCGAGCUCGACUGGCGCCCGAUGCUGCGCGACUCGCUCUGGUACACGUGGUCCAUUGCCGUGCUAGCCUUCGCCGUGUGGGACGGCACCAUCGACGUGCUGGACUCGGUGAUCAUGGUCUGCUCGUACGCGAGCUACAUCGGCUACAUGGCGUUCAACGAGCGGGUGGUCAACUUGUGCUGCAAGCGACCGGAGAUCGACACGCAAGAGAGCGAGGAGGCAAAACUUACAACGGCGACGGAAUCGACGGCGGAUACCGCGUCGACAGCGGAGGUGGUGGUGAGUACCGGGGACGUGCAAAAGUCCCUGGAAGAGGAGGGACGUUCGCACAGCCAACGUGGAUUCCUCGGCGAGCAGGACAAACUGAACCCGAUCCUGCGCUCCAAGUACCGCAUGUUCCAGUCACACCAGUUGCUGCAGCACACAAACUCAACGGACGAACAUGUCGACGUGGAGGCGCCUACUUCAGCUGACAAGGUUAAUGCCAAGAUAAGCGCACAGGAACCAUCGAGCGACGUGACUGCAGCAGGAGACGGCGAGGAGCAGCUGCCAAAGUACUUCGACGAUGUAUUAGUUCCACCGGAAGGUGUUCUGGCCAAAAUGUGGUUCGUGUUCACGUGGCCCAUCGUGGCCUUGGCUCGUAUCACGAUCCCAGACUGCCGUUACCCUGCCUUCUCCGGACCCGUGGGCUACUCCGCGACGUUUGUGAUCUCCAUCGCCUGGAUCGGCGUGCUCUCGCACUACACCGUCGCUUUUGGAACCAAGUUCGGGUGCAUUACCGGAAUUCCGUCGGCGCUCAUGGGACUCACUAUCAUUGCUGCUGGCACGUCCAUCCCGGACGCGCUGAGUUCCAUCCUCGUGGCGCGCGAUGGCCACGGUGAUAUGGCUGUGUCCAAUGCUCUCGGCAGCAACGUGUUCGAUAUCCUGUUCGGCCUGGGGCUUCCCUUCCUCCUGUCAAACCUGGUGUACAGCGAGACCGUCCCCGUAUCAGGAGACGACCUUGACGUCUCAAUCGCCAUCUUGUUUGCCGUUCUACUUUUCGUGGUGGCAGUGCUGGUUUCCUCGCGCUGGAGGCUGUACCCAUUAGCUUGCGCGUUCCUGUUGAUGCUUUACGCGGCGUAUGUCGUAUUUUCGUACCUGCGCGGUCUAGACAUCAUUUAA
Messenger RNA from Phytophthora sojae, 1674 nucleotides. RefSeq lists its product as hypothetical. Gene Ontology annotation, cellular component: membrane. Gene Ontology annotation, biological process: calcium ion transmembrane transport; intracellular calcium ion homeostasis. The record is from RefSeq and is a predicted model, not a curated record. Lineage: Eukaryota; Oomycota; Peronosporomycetes; Peronosporales; Peronosporaceae. Gene Ontology annotation, molecular function: calcium channel activity; calcium, potassium:sodium antiporter activity. Bases 1 to 1674 code for a protein of 557 amino acids. The transcript has a single exon.